This is a messenger RNA of Uncinocarpus reesii 1704, 183 nucleotides long. RefSeq lists its product as uncharacterized. The record is from RefSeq and is a predicted model, not a curated record. Bases 1 to 183 code for a protein of 60 amino acids. The transcript is spliced from 2 exons. NCBI's taxonomy places the organism in Eukaryota, Fungi, Ascomycota, Eurotiomycetes, Onygenales, Onygenaceae.
AUGGCCGUUUCUGAGUCAUCGACGUCAGUGCUUACCGACAGUGCACAUGGAGAAGCCUCGAGAGUCGGCAUCAACCAUAUGUCUCCGAUGCCAGGCGUCCGUUGCCCAAAAUGUGAAGAGGCCGGUAAGGAGGUCUGGGUGAUCCCUGGGAAGAAGUGCCACGUGUGCGGUGCGCUGUGCUGA